CUGAACAUGCAGGUCCAGAUCUUGCUCCUGCUCCCCAUGGCCUUUCUCCUGCCCCCCAGGGCUCAGGCUGGUGAGAUAAUCGGGGGCCAGAAAGCCAAGCCCCACUCCAGACCCUACAUGGCUUAUCUGGAAAUACGACACGGAAACAGGAGGUCUCACUGUGGAGGAUUCCUGGUAGCGGAAAACUUCGUGCUGACGGCUGCUCACUGCAAUGGAGAGGACAUCACCGUGCUCCUUGGAGCCCACAACAUCCGUCAGGAUGAGGAGACCCAACAACGAGUCUCUGUGCAGCACAAGAUCCCCCACCCUGGAUACAACAAGACGAGCCGUGAGAAGGACCUGAUGCUGCUGCAGCUGGUGGAGCCAGCAGAGCUGACUGAUGCCGUGGAUACCAUUCCGCUGCCCCAGGCUGGCCAAGCCGUGGAGCCAGGGUCCAUGUGCAGCGUGGCAGGAUGGGGCAGGACCAGCCUGAAGAAAAAAACAAACAUCCUCCAUGAGGUGGAGUUAGAGGUGAUGUCAGACGAGACCUGCCAGAACCUACGCUGCUACAGGCCCGUGAUGAUGAUGUGUGUGGGGGACCCCAACCAGGACAAGGCCUCGUUCUCGGGUGACUCUGGGGGCCCCCUGGUGUGUGACAGGACGGCCCAGGGCAUCGUCUCCUUCGGCAAGAAGAAUGGGUCCCCCCCAAGGGUGUUCACCAGGGUCUCUGCAUAUGUCCCCUGGAUCGAGAGAACAAUGAGGGGUCUCAGGAGCCCGGGACCCCAUGUUGAAAGGCUGGGGCCCCUACACUGA
Molecule: messenger RNA, 792 nt
Organism: Terrapene triunguis (Three-toed box turtle)
Lineage: Eukaryota; Metazoa; Chordata; Testudines; Emydidae
Product: mast cell protease 1A-like
Exons: 5
Coding region: 7-792 (261 amino acids)
Biological process (GO): proteolysis
Cellular component (GO): cytoplasm; intracellular membrane-bounded organelle
Molecular function (GO): serine-type endopeptidase activity
Source: RefSeq, a predicted model, not a curated record